This is a messenger RNA of Aplysia californica (California sea hare), 2059 nucleotides long. RefSeq names its product hephaestin-like protein. The record is from RefSeq and is a predicted model, not a curated record. Gene Ontology annotation, biological process: iron ion transport. Gene Ontology annotation, cellular component: plasma membrane. Gene Ontology annotation, molecular function: oxidoreductase activity; copper ion binding. NCBI's taxonomy places the organism in Eukaryota, Metazoa, Mollusca, Gastropoda, Aplysiida, Aplysiidae.
GGGAGACACAGUGUCAGUAUUCAGCGCUACGUUUGUUGCUGCCGAGACAACUCCUCUCGUGGCCGGCUACUGGCGUGUCACCGACAUGGUUGGGGAAAACGAGAAAAAUGGCAUGGGCGCAUAUCUUUUCACUCGAAACUGUAAUAGACGUGUGUGGAGAGCGCAAAACAAGGGCACAUUGAGGGAAUACUUCUUGUCUGCUGAGAAGAUCAUGUGGAAUUAUGGGCCAACUGGGGUGGAUACUCGCGGUCUACAUCUUCUGAAAGAUCCCACAUCAGUUUCCAACAAGUUCUUUGAGAACAGCUCCACUCGUAUUGGGGGAGUCUACUACAAAGCUAAGUUCAUAGCAUACAACGAUUCCAGCUUCACUGCAGUGAUGACGUCAGAGGAGGACGAACACCUCGGCCUUCUGGGCCCUGUGCUGCGGGCGGAAGUUGGCGACACACUUCAAGUGACUGUGAAGAACAACAUCUCCUCUACCAUCUCACUGCUGCCACACGGCCUCCAGUACAGCCCAUUCGAAGAAGUUGUUGGCGACAUAGGGAGACCUGUAGGAGGUAGAAUACUCCCCGGACAUUAUCACACGUACGUGUUCCAGGUGCCAGACGACCUGGUUGACAACACAACGGAGCCCUGUCGCAACUACCUCUACACCUCAGCAUUUGACCCGCUGCGAGACCACAACACAGGGCUGGUUGGCCCCUUGCUAGUGUGCCGUAAGGGUUAUCUGGCAAGCACGGCUCCCAAGCCAAAGGAAAAGUUUUUGUUGUUCCAAACUUUCGAUGAGAACAAGUCUGUCUUCCUGAAUGACAAUAUCAGAUACUUCUUAAGUCAAGCUAUCGGCACUGCUGGACCAAACACAGGCAUUCUGGCGGUAGACACGAGUGACCCAGACUUUCAGGAGUCGAACCUCAUGUACAGCAUCAACGGUUUUUCCUUCGGAAACAUCCCCGGCCUGAAGACGUGCCUUGGAGAUGACGUCACCUGGUACGUCAUGGGGAUGGGUGGCACCAGCGAUAUGCACACAGCCACCUUCGACGGGAACAGCUACACCAAGGAUGGCACGCACCGAGACACCAGAACCAUUGUACCUGGGAGCACAGCAGCCCUUCCGAUGACGGUAGACAAUCCAGGUCGCUGGGUUGUUGAGUCUCACUCGAACUUGGCAAGGGAAAACGGCAUGUUCGGGUUCUAUGACGUUCAGCUGUGUGGUCAGAGCCCCACGACCUUCAGCACUACAGGAACAACUCGUGAGGUGUUUAUCGCGGCCGAGGAGGUGGACUGGGACUUCGCGCCUCUUGAGAGAAGCCUCAUUUCUGGAGCAGACCUCAAUGAUCCAAGAAAUGAUGCCAACAUCUUCGUCAAGGACGACGAAGAUUUCAUCGGUGAUGUCUAUAAGAAGGCGGUGUACAGAGAGUACACAGAUAGCAGCUUCACUACCAGGAAAACACCACACCAGAGCGACUUGCAUCUAGAUCUGCUGGGACCUGCUAUCAGAGCAGAAGUCGGUGACACAAUCAGGGUUCAUUUCAAGAACAUGGCGUCUAGACCAUACUCCGUCCACACACACGGGCUGCGAUAUUCAGAGGCAGAUAGUGGCGCCAACUACAAACAGAACCAGGGGGUGACACCUGGUCAGACUAAAGUGUACACCUGGGAGGUGCCCGAGAGGUCCGGGCCUGGCCCCAAGGAUCCGAACUGUAUCCCGUGGGUGUACUACUCUGCCAUUGACCCAGUGAAGGACACAAACUCAGGAUUGAUUGGCAUGACUGUUAUAUGCAGGCGUGGCAUUCUGGAUAGUGAAGGAAAGAGAACCGAUAUGGCUCACGAGUAUUUCAUCUUGAUGAGUGUUAUUAACGAGAACUUGAGCUGGUACUUGGCAGACAACGUCGCGACCUUUGCACCCAACAGGAUAGGCACAGACUACGCAUCCGACGGAGACUUUGAGGAGAGCAACAAGAUGCACUCCAUCAACGGAAGGUUGCACGGCAACGCUCCUCAUCUGGUCAUGGAAUAUAACGAAACUGUUGCCUGGUACUUUGCUUCUAUGGGCGCUGAG